Messenger RNA from Papaver somniferum (opium poppy), 1425 nucleotides. RefSeq lists its product as uncharacterized. Bases 1 to 1425 code for a protein of 474 amino acids. The transcript has a single exon. The record is from RefSeq and is a predicted model, not a curated record. NCBI's taxonomy places the organism in Eukaryota, Viridiplantae, Streptophyta, Magnoliopsida, Ranunculales, Papaveraceae.
AUGACGCAGGAGGCGAUGGCCAAGUUUUUCGAGAUAAACUACAAAGUGGUAAAACAGAAUAAUUACGAUUUUAUGGCAAGCCCGUACACCCCUGAGGUCGUGGAUUAUCAAUAUCCAGAGAAUUAUACUUCACCAAAGUUCAAAGUGUAUGAUGGACAAGGGAACGCGCGAGAACAUCUUAACCGAUUAAUCGUUUCUAUGAACGAUCGAGCCUCUGAUGGGAAAUUAUGCCUAAGGGAGUUCCCGAAGUCGUUGACUGAGGCGGCCUUCUCUUGGUAUGAUAACCUAAAGCCCGGAAGCAUCAUCUCAUGGACAGACCUGUCCACACACUUCCUCAGAAAUUUUUACUCCGCAAAAAGGAAAGUCACGACCAUCGACUUGAGUAAAUGUAACCAGCGGUUAGGGGAAGACAUAGGGAAGUAUAUCACUUGGUUUCGUCAUUUCGCGCUGGAUUGCCAUGAGGACGUUAAAGAAGAUGCACUAGUGGAGAUAUGCGUACGCGGAAUGAUACCAUGCUUCAAGAAAAGCCUAGUGAACUUCCGAUUCCCAACCUUCGUCGAGAUGGAAGAAGCGGCAGCAAGAAUUGCCGACUGUGUUGAAGAGAGCAACUCGGAUUAUGUCUGGCGCAGCGCAGUCAACACUGUCUCAACAACACCAAGGAACACCUGCGCAAACAACAACCCAGAAGGCUGGGGCGCGCAAACAAAUCAGUCAUAUAAGGAUCAACCGCUUCCUCCCCCAUUGCCUUGUAGUAAAGAGCAGAUCAUCGUGCUCUUACAGCAGUGGGUAACGAAUAAAGAAAUUCAGUUGCCUCCAACAAGGACGGAUCCCAACGAUAUCCAUAAGAGCAAUUCCAGGUACUGUCACUUCCAUCGCAGAGUACAACAUCCCACGGUCGACUGCUAUAACCUAAGAAGAAUGUUUCAGAAGAAACUGGAAGUGGGCGAAAUCGAAAUGGGAGAUUCCGAGGGAGGAAAAGAAACUCAAAAUCAGGUAAUGAUGCUUUCUCAUGAUCACAGCGGAGACGAAUGUCAACCUUGGGAAGAAAAGGAUGAAGAAACAUGCGAGGUCGCGAUAGAAGGCCACGCAUUUACAAAUACAGACGGCGUCGCUAGCAAAUUCGCGGGUACAGUGUUGGCCCAACAGUUUUUUGACUCGCUAGGUUUUAGCGAGGAUCAAAGCAGGGAAGCGGCCAAAGCUAUUGCAGCAAUUUCGGCAGGAAAGCCUUAUGAUUCCCUCCCAAAAGAAGUUAUUGUAUUCACAGACGAGGAUAUUUGCUAUCCGGGAGAGCACCUUAGACCCUUAUAUUUGACUGUGUAUAUUAAUAAGUUUCCUUUGAAGAGGGCCUUCGUAGAUGGGGGCAUAUCUUUAAAUCUAAUCUCUACAUACACUAGACUUUCUUGGACUACAACAGUCGGCAAUUAA